AAAGGGAUUCUCCAUUCUUUCUCUCUCUAGAACUAUAUAUAUAGAUACACACAUCGAUCACACAUGCUGUAUGUAGAGCGAUGGCACUAAUAAACUAUUCGUACACGAUGAGAAGUGAUCAGCAGAUGGGGUACACGGAGUUGUUGGAGAAGAGGCAGCUGUUCUUGAGAAGCUACCAGUUCUCCAGAAAGCUGAGUUUAGGAGAGAGAAUCAAGAAUUCAUUUUCUAGAGUGAGAAAGGUUUUGUGGGCUCGUUUCAGAUCAGCGAGAAAGCUGAGGAAGAUUCUCUGGCUCAACCUCAAAAAUGGAAUCUUCUUCACCACCACCACCACCACUAGGAGAAGAAGAAGAAGAAGGCUGUUGUUUCUGAGCUGUAAUUAUCACUAUUCCCAAUCUUCUUGUUUCUGCUAGAAUUUUUUUUUUAUUAUUAUUAUUAUUUUUAUUAUAUUUAAAUUUAUGUUAUUAUUUGGGAUUUCUUGCAGGGAUUAAAAUAGCUAUUUAUAUGUUUUUUUUUAAUUAAUUUUAUCUUUUAAUAAUUGAAAUCCAGUAUUAAUAAGGAUUUUUAGUUCAAAAAAUAUUGUGACGUUUCAUUAAUGAGCCGAAAUUUGGAUAAAAGAGUUUA
Erythranthe guttata (spotted monkey flower) is the source of this 621-nucleotide messenger RNA. RefSeq lists its product as uncharacterized. The record is from RefSeq and is a predicted model, not a curated record. NCBI's taxonomy places the organism in Eukaryota, Viridiplantae, Streptophyta, Magnoliopsida, Lamiales, Phrymaceae.